This is a messenger RNA of Centrocercus urophasianus (Greater sage-grouse), 2409 nucleotides long. RefSeq names its product immunoglobulin superfamily DCC subclass member 3 (gene IGDCC3). Lineage: Eukaryota; Metazoa; Chordata; Aves; Galliformes; Phasianidae. The transcript has 14 exons. Gene Ontology annotation, molecular function: protein binding. The coding region runs from base 1 to 2328 and encodes 775 amino acids. Gene Ontology annotation, biological process: cell-cell adhesion; axon guidance. Gene Ontology annotation, cellular component: plasma membrane; axon. The record is from RefSeq and is a predicted model, not a curated record.
AUGGCCCCGCGGGGCUCCGCGCUGCCCGCCCGCCUGCUGGGGCUGCUGCUGCUCUGCUGCGGAGAUUUCGGUCACUCCUCUGAGCUGGCGUUCGUUGUGGAGCCCAGCGAUGACAUAGCGGUGCAGGAGCAGCCCCUGAUCCUCUACUGCCAGGUGGAAGGCAUCCAGCCCAUCACCAUCACGUGGCGCAAGAACGGCGCCCUGAUCGUGGACAGCGAGAACGCCUUCAUGUUGGCCAACGGCUCGCUGUACGUCUCCCGCUUCCAGAGGGUGAGGGGAGAUGGCUCCUCCGACGAGGGCGAGUACGACUGCAUGGCACAGAACCAUUAUGGGCUGGUGGUGAGCCGGAAGGCGAAGAUCCAGGCAGCGACCAUGUCUGACUUCCACAUCCACCCUCAGAAUGCAGUGGUGGAGGAAGGGGGCGUUGCAAGGUUCCAGUGCCAGAUUCAUGGUCUCCCUGAGCCCGUCAUCCUCUGGCAGAAGAACCGCAUGCCGGUCAACACGGACAAUGAAAGGUACACGCUGCUUCCCAAGGGGGUCCUCCAGAUUACAGGACUAAGAGCAGAAGACAGUGGGAUUUUUCACUGUGUUGCCACCAAUAUUGCUAAUGUGAAGUUCAGCCGGGAGGCCAGGCUCACUGUGUCAGGCUCCCACUCCACCGUUUACAAGGACCCCAUGAUUCUUGUUGGACCAGAGAACCUCACGCUGACGGUGCAUCAGACUGCAGUGCUGGAGUGCAUCGCCACAGGCAACCCCCGGCCCAUCGUCUCCUGGAGCCGCCUAGACGGCCGCCCAAUUGGUGUGGAGGGAAUCCAGGUGCUGGGGACAGGAAAUCUGAUGAUCUCAGACCUCAGCGUGCAGCAUUCUGGCAUCUACGUGUGUGCUGCAAACAAACCUGGCACUCGGGUGCGAAGGACUGCUCAGGGCAGGCUCGUUGUACAAGCCCCUGCAGAGUUCGUGCAGCAUCCCCAGUCCAUCUCCAGGCCCGUGGGGACCACAGCCAUCUUCACGUGCGUGGCCCAAGGGGAGCCCCCCCCCCAGAUCACUUGGCUGAGGAAUGGGCAGAUCCUGGAGACGAGUGACCACAUCAAGCUGAAGAAUAACAACAGCACUCUGUCCAUCUAUGGGAUCAACCAGGCGGAUGAAGCCAUCUACCAAUGCAUCGCCGAGAACAGCGCCGGCUCCACGCAGGCCAGCGCCCGCCUGACGGUCCUGUGGGCAGAAGGGCUGCCUGGACCCCCGCAGAGCGUGAGGGCCGAGACGGUGUCUGCCACCACCAUCCAGGUGUCCUGGGAGGAGCCCCUGCAGAACACCAAGGAGAUCAUCGGCUACGUGCUGCACAUCCGGAAAGCUGCAGAUCCCGUGGAGAUGGAGUAUCAGGAGGCUGUUAGCAAGAGCACCUUCCAGCAGCUAGUGACUGAUUUAGAGCCCUCGACCAGCUAUAGCUUCUAUAUAAAGGCUUACACCUCCCGAGGUGCCAGCAAAGCCUCAGAAGUCACAGUGGUGAGCACACUGGGAGAAGUCCCAGCCAUGCCAUCCCUCUUUAUUAAAGUCAUUAACAGCACGGCCGUGCAGGCGACGUGGGAGCCCUCCAUCAAACUGGGCCAGCACGAAGGCUUCAAGCUCUACUACCGCAAAGUCCACCUCUCCCAGUACACAGGCCCGGUGCUGCUGGCCAGCAACGUCACGGCAUACAACAUCACCCACCUGGAUGCAUCAAUGGUGUAUGAGGUCAAACUCCUUGCCUAUAACCAGCAUGGGGAUGGAAACUCGACCGUCCGCUUUGUGUCCUUGAGGGAAACUGCGGAGAGGACAGGUAGGACGAGCCCGUGCGACUGCAUGAAGGAUGAGCAGAACAACAAAACCUCUGCGACUGGUAUCAUCAUUGGGAUCCACAUCGGCGUCACGUGCAUCAUAUUCUGCGUCCUUUUCCUCAUGUUUGGGUACAGAGGAAGGCUGCUGAUGUGUAAAAACGUGCAGGAGCAGCUGUCGACUCCGCAGAUCCCGAGGAGCCAGAGGAGCGCUGCGGGGAUCAUCCUGAACGGAGCCGCCCGCAGAGACAGGGACGAGCGGGACCUGAAUGGAAAGCAGCUGGACAUGAACGAGCUGGAGAGGUUGUUCCCAGCAUCACCAUGUCCAGAGCAGCAGGACAAGGGGAUAACGCCUGCUCACAGCCCUCCUGCCGCCCAUGACGACACCCAGAUAUCCACGUUGCCAAUGGACGAGUUCAGCAUUGUUGAGGAGCAGCCAGACUCUCCCCCCAAAAGCCCUCACAAUGGCAGCCCCGCUGCUUCGGCUCCCCGCCACGGCCCUGCCAAUGAAGGAUAAACUGCCAAGACUCAAACCCUCUUGCAGGAGUUACCAGAAACCAAAACCGCAGCUGGUGAUGUCUUUACAAUGAUUCAUCAA